This is a messenger RNA of Amblyraja radiata (thorny skate), 1249 nucleotides long. It is a transcript of the gene cacul1, whose product is annotated as CDK2 associated cullin domain 1. Gene Ontology annotation, molecular function: ubiquitin protein ligase binding; protein kinase binding. The record is from RefSeq and is a predicted model, not a curated record. The transcript is spliced from 10 exons. Gene Ontology annotation, biological process: ubiquitin-dependent protein catabolic process; G1/S transition of mitotic cell cycle; positive regulation of protein kinase activity. NCBI's taxonomy places the organism in Eukaryota, Metazoa, Chordata, Chondrichthyes, Rajiformes, Rajidae. The coding region runs from base 153 to 1223 and encodes 356 amino acids.
GCGCACACUGGGGUGGUCGCCAAGUGUCGCAAAGCUAGCAGCCGGUAGGCAACAAGAAGGCCGUAAAGGGGAGCGCUGCGGGGAAGGAGCUGGGCCCAGCCAGGGUGGCGACGCUGGAAUGAAGUGCAGCAUAUAAGCAGAGCUGCCACACCAUGGACGAGAACAUGGAGGAGGACGCCAGCUAUCAGCAGCUGAUAAUGGACGACCACAAUCACAACAACUGGGAGGCGGACGCUUAUCAGCCUCACCACCAUAAUCGCCAUCACCAUCAUCACACCCAUCACCACGCUGAGCUCACCCUGCCCGAGUCAGGGGGGAUGUCGCAAACGCAGCAGGACCCCAAAGAACUACUCCAUCAUAUGUCUGCCAACGGCGAAGAGAGAGGGCCGGCGGCGCACAGAGAGCCUGAGCCCAUGACCAGUAAAGUAACCCUGAACAUUAACACCUCAGCGUCCAAGUUCUUGAUGAACGUUAUAACAGCGGAAGACUACCAACGCACUUAUUGGCCGAAGCUGGACAGUGCCAUUGAUCAGCUUUUGACACAGUCUCCUGGAGACUGCAUCCCUAUUUCUUAUGAGCAAAUUUACAGUUGUGUUUACAAGUGUGUGUGCCAGCAACAUUCAGAGCAGAUGUACUGUGACCUCAUCACAAAGAUAACCAGUCACUUAAGACGAAUCUCAGAGGAGCUGCAGGUCAGCUGUCCAGAUGCUUACAUUGAGAGGUUUAAUGCCGCACUCAGCCAAUACAUGGGAGCUCUACAGAGCAUUGUGCCUCUAUUCAUUUACAUGAACAAAUUUUACAUUGAAACCAAACUUAACAGAGAUUUGAGAGAUGACCUCAUAAAAUUGUUUACAGAACAGGUUGCAGAAAAGCAUGUUCCCACCUUAAUGCCUUUGCUAAUAGAAGCUCAGUCAACUCCAUUUCAGAUCACUCCUUCAAUCAUGGCAAAUAUAGUUAAAGGCUUAUACACACUUAGACCUGAUUGGGCACAGCUGGCACCAAGUCUCUUUUCUAAAUUUAUCCCAAAUAUCCUUCCCCCUGCAAUGGAAUCCAAGCUGUCAGAAUAUGCCGCUGAAGACCAAAAACUCCAGCAAGAAUUAAUACAGAAUGGCUUUGCCAGAGGGGACCAGUCACGAAAAAGAGCAGGAGAGGAGCUGAUAUUCAAUGGGUCAUCAUCAUCAUCAUCUUCGUCAUCAUGUGCAAAUGCAAGAGGAUUCAGAUAGUGAAGACCUGUUUUAAAUCGCGUUUG